Pimephales promelas (fathead minnow) is the source of this 1992-nucleotide messenger RNA. The record is from RefSeq and is a predicted model, not a curated record. NCBI's taxonomy places the organism in Eukaryota, Metazoa, Chordata, Actinopteri, Cypriniformes, Leuciscidae.
AUGGGAACUGAAGAUGUUCAUCGUUUUAGCUCUCUUCCCCCGAUCCUGGACUCUUACCAGUCAGCACGGUGUCCAGAAAAGGCCGCCAUAACUGACCAUCAGAAGAGGAGACAGCAAAACCCCAGAACAGGGUUGUUGGCAAUGACUUCUGCCUAUGCUGUGGAUUCUGAUCAAGUCCUUCAAAGAAAACGAAAAGCUCUUCUAGAUCAGCGCCAUCUAGAGACAUACUACAAAAUGCACCACUUGAGAGACAUGCUUUCAUGUCAGUAUGCUACAUUACUGAGGGAAAAAGUUCAAAGACAAAGGCAAGAGAUGAAGCCCCUUGAUUCAGAUAAUUCCAGACUCGGGAAAGUGCAUAAAGAUAAGACGUUUGUCACCAUUCAGAGGGUCACCAGAUCAACCCUCACACACAAGGAUGCAUACUUGAGGUGUUUACCUAAAACAUACCACUACCUGGUUCUGGAACUGCAGAAACAGCUGACCCGACUCGGGUAUCUUCAGAGCCGCAGGGAGCAUGAGGUGUUCAAGGUCUGGGUGGAACAACACAGAAGCACAAGUCAAAUAGAAAAGCAACUACAGGCCAUUGGCAAUGCAGAGAACAGCAGUAAUUCCAGCCCAGAUGUGACUCUGAAGGACCUGCUAAAACAGAAGUCUGUAUCUCUACCGAAACUUCAGAUCACACCUGAUGACUCCACAGCACAACAGGAACAUAUGCCUGUCUCAAGAGGGGGUGGAGGAGGGGUGAAUGCUUUCCAACUGCUGGGCAAACAGACCUCGGGACAGGACGAAACUGAGCUCAUGUUUCCUGAAGUCUUUACUCGCGAGCUCCAAGUGCCAAAGUUUUUUACUCUGCAGUCCACCUUCCUGGAAAAAGUCAGCUCCAACUUGCUUUUUAAGAGAACCCAUGAGCCACUGAUCCAGUCAAAGACUACUGACAUUACCCACAAAAUGAGAUUAAUGCACAACCUCUCUCUUUCUCACAUGGCUGACACCCAGAGAAUCAUGGCAAAAAAUGGAAAAUGGAGCUUACAAUGCACAGAUGGUUUCAGCAUCAAAGAAUUGGAGAUGAAGCAUGAAUGUUCUCACAAUGUCCAAAUUCGAAAGACCAGAUGCCCUGCAGAGCCUGACCCUACAAUACACCAGCUUGAUCAGAGUAAACCUGAGAACCCAGCAUCCUUAAGUGAAUGUUCAAAUGCACAUUUCUCACCAAGUUUGCAGCCAGCUGGGAAAAGCACAGAGGAAUCCCCAUGUAGUUGUGCUGGAGAUCCUCAUUUAUCAAAUACAGAUGUGCCUCUAUGCUUAUCUGACAUCUAUACUGGUCAUUCUUUUGAGGUGGAAAACUGUGAAGUGAAAAUGUGGACAAAUUAUACAUAGACCACUGUGAUGAUCUGUAACUUUAGUGCUGUUAAGAAUGGGGAAAGAAAAAAUGAGGAAAAUGUCCUGCAAAUUAUGUAAAUGUAAUUUCCAUUGCAUUAUUUCAUUUAUGAAUUUACUUAAUAAAUAACAAAAUGAUUCUAGAUUUUACAGUCUAUAGACCUAGCUUUACGCACUUUCUGUUAUGUUAUAGCUAGUCUGCUGUUUAAAUCAUGUCUGGAUGAAUGUUAUAAGUUCAAGCCUGUCUUAAUUUGUACACAUAUUUUGGUAUUCAGAUGCUUUCAAUAUACAAUUCAUUCCAGAAUAGGUACUUGUUGUGAAAUCUCAUCCAUUUUUACCGGAAGUGUUGUCGCCUAGAUGACGCUUUCACGCUUUUUUAUGAACAUCCAUUGUCCUGGACCGCGUCGAGUCGGAUGGCGUUUCCUCUGCUUUUGACACCUCGGAAAAAGAUUCCCACGGGCUUUAAACUCAUAAACAUCUACUAUAACGUUUCAUCAGCACGGGCAUGGACUUAUACGGCCAUUGGGUGUAUAAUUAGGCUAGCGGACUGCAUUAAUCUUUUACUAAACAAAUUUUCUGAACUUUUUAAUAAUGAUCAUUCUAGGCUGCUCGAUAAAA